This is a messenger RNA of Calypte anna (Anna's hummingbird), 2565 nucleotides long. Its product is annotated as tigger transposable element-derived protein 3-like. The record is from RefSeq and is a predicted model, not a curated record. NCBI's taxonomy places the organism in Eukaryota, Metazoa, Chordata, Aves, Apodiformes, Trochilidae. Gene Ontology annotation, cellular component: nucleus. Gene Ontology annotation, molecular function: DNA binding.
AUGAAGGAGGACCGGGAGCUGUCCGCCGCCCUGGGUGAGGCACGCGGGUCCUGCCCAGCACCGGCCGUGAGCGAGCCCGGUGGCACAGGGGCGGCGGGAGGAGGCGGUGGCCGUGGGGUGGCUCUGGGUUCAGCACGGGACCGCCGGUGUCCCCUUCACCUCGGGGAAACGGGGGCGGGGGACGCCGGCCCGGGCCCGUGGUGCCCGGGUCCGCGGUGCCGUGUGGUGGCAGUACCGGUGCCACCGGCUCUUGUCUCGGUGCCAGGUUUCGCCGUCCCAAAACCCGACAUCCUGGCCCAGGUGGAGCGAGGGGAGGAGGCGGCGGGGCCCUACGGGGAGCACCGGAGCCCCCGGCCACACGCAGCGCCCCAUGGCUCUUCCCAGGGGGACUGGCUGGGGCAGGAGCUGAAGAGUGAGGAGGGGGCGUCCCCACUGCCCGCGUCCCCCCCGAACCACCCCACCGGCCCCGGCGACUUCCCCGUCCCGCCGCCGGAACGGGGCUGCAGCUUCUGCGGUGCCCCCGAGCCAGAGCCGGCUCCCGGUGCCGGUAACGGGGGGUUCGCGGCUCCACCGCCCAUCCGGGAGUGCGGGGAGUGCGGCCGAAGCUUCGGGCAGAAGCCGGACCUGGUGCGGCACCGGCUGGGACGCGGCGGGGACUCGGCCCACGCCUGCGGCCGCUGCGGGAAGGGCUUCACCGGCACCCGCCCCGGCCGCCCGGGCCCCUGCGCCGGCCGCUCCCCGGGGACGACGGAAGGGACGGGAGCCCCUCGGAAGGAGCGGAAGGAGCUGUCGCUGACGGAGAAGGUGCGGGUGUUGGAGAUGCUGGAAGGUCCCAAGGUGUCCCAGAGCGAGCUGGCCAAGCGCUUCGGGGUGUCCCAGCCCCAGAUCUGCCGCAUCAUCAAGAACCGGGAGCGGAUCCUCACCGAGUGGCACCGCAACGGCGACCCCGAGCGCAAACGGAAGCGGGAGGGGAAGGACGCGGCCCUGGAAGCCGCGCUGCUGCGCUUGGAGGGCGCCCGGGCCGCCCGCCUGCCCCUCAGCCCCCCCCUGCUCCACAUCAAGGCCAACACCGCCCGGGCGCUGGGCCGGCCCGACCCGGAGCCCAACGGGGGGUGGCUGGCUCGCUUCGCUCGCCACAACCUGGCCUUCAGGAAGCCACCGGCGGAGGACGGGGACGCCGAGCAGCCCACGGCCGAGCGCUGGGCCGGCGCGGUGCUGCCCGGCCUCCUCCGCAGCUACGCGGCCCCCGAGAUCUACGUCUGCGGGGAAACGGGGAUUCUCCUCCCCGCCGGCUCCCCCGGCGAAGGCGAGAGCGGCGGCGAGCGGCUCGGCCUCCUGCUCUGCGCCAACGCCGACGGCUCGGAGAAGCUGCCGCUGCGGGCGGUGGGGGAGAGCCCCCGGCCCCGCUGCCUCCAGGGGGUCAACCUGGAGCAGAUGCCCUGGAGCUACCGUGCGGACAGCUCGGCCGCCGUGACCGCCCCGGUGUUCACCGAGUGGCUGCGGGAGUUCAACGAGGCGAUGCGGCGGCAGGGGAAGAGCGCGCUGCUCCUCCGCAAGCACCGGGUCCAUCCCUCUCAGCUCUCCCACGUCAGGAUGGUCUUUGUCCCGCCAGCCGCCUCCCGGGCCGACCCCUUGGACCGCGGCAUCACCGGCGACCUCAAGGGGCACUACCGGCGCCGGUUGCUGCGGUGGCUGUCGGUGGAGCGCGGCGUGGAGCAGCCGUCCCUGCUGGAUGUCCUCCACAUGCUGGCACAGGCCUGGGGGGACGUGCGACCGGGGCUCAUCGCCGGCUGCUUCCGUGCCGCCGGCUUCUGCCCCGCCGCCGGCACCCAGGGCCCGGUACCCGGCACCCUCACCGGGGAGCAGCCGGAGCACCGGGCGGGCGAGGGGCCGGAGCGCCGAGGGGACGGGGACGUGGGGACAAGGGAGGAGGAGGAGGAGGAGGAGGAGGCCGGGGGAGGGCUGGUGGCUCGGCCCUGCCCCUCGGAGCGGGAGGUGUGGGGGAGCUUGGCCACGCUGCGGAGGUACCUGGAGUGCCGGGCCACCUCCCCCGGGCUCUUCCAGGCCUUCUGGCUGGAGGACGCGGUGCACACGGUGACAGCCAGCGCCGGGACGGGCCUCGGCGGGGACAGCCCGUCCAAGCAGUGAGGUGCCCGGAGCCUGUGGUGGGGACACACGGAGCUCCUCAACCGGACUGCCCGGGCCGCCGUGCCCCGCCGCUGGAGCUGUGCCGUGGGGUCUGCGUGGCAACGGCGGGUGUUCGGGGGGAAGCAAUCACGCUCCGGAUGUCCCCGCCCGUGGGGACGGUGCCGGGGGCUGGCGCUGGGGUCACCAGCCCGCUGCCGAGACCCGCUCCUGGGGGUGGGCUUCUGCGGCCUGCGGGAAGCCAUCGUGGAGCUGCCCCCCCUGCGUGGGGGGGGAUUUGAUUUGAUUUGCCCUGCGUGGGGUGGUUGUGUUUGCCAGGGGGUGUGUGGGGUGGUGCUGCGUGUCCCCGUGCUGGGGGGACGCGGGUUCCGCCGGCUGUUGUCACCUGGGCGUUUGCAACUGGCAUUAAAAAAGGCAAAA